Solenopsis invicta (red fire ant) is the source of this 3846-nucleotide messenger RNA. It is a transcript of the gene Rab32, whose product is annotated as ras-related protein Rab-32. Gene Ontology annotation, biological process: phagosome-lysosome fusion; endosome to lysosome transport. The transcript has 6 exons. Gene Ontology annotation, molecular function: GTPase activity; GTP binding. The record is from RefSeq and is a predicted model, not a curated record. Lineage: Eukaryota; Metazoa; Arthropoda; Insecta; Hymenoptera; Formicidae. Bases 624 to 2615 code for a protein of 663 amino acids. Gene Ontology annotation, cellular component: late endosome; trans-Golgi network; Golgi apparatus.
AAUAUCUUAAUCAGUAUUCCACGAGGUGAUUUCUGCUGUGUCAAUGUAGUGCCUACAAUGCAUUGUAAAAAUUUUUAGAGAAAUAUAAGAGUUUAUUUAGUGUUCACAUAUCUGUGACAAAUAACAUUCUCGAAUUUUCCGAAAUUUUUAAACUUUUUCUUAUAACAUUGUUUAUCAGUUCAUAUCUGAAAUAUCUGUUUAAAAGCAAAAAUAAUAAAACCUGCGAAGCUAUUUAUCCCUUAAAUUCCAUAGUUAGUUAUUUCUCGACAUUCUGACAAUUACCAAACAAAUCAAGAAUUCGAUCCGUUGUCGAAAAUUUUUUUGGAUCUUCGGAUUUCUUCCUUCUCAGUCUACGUUUCACAGCUUGCGAGGAGAAAACUUGUGCGUGCAUAAGAGGAAAAAAAGAAGAGGGUUAAGUGAAUUAUCUGCUCUCGAGGCUGAUCGAAUUCGGUGUGCAGUGUUGUAAGGUUUCCAGCGUGCAGCUGGGAAGCCAAAACAGUGUCUUGCAAGCAAAUUGUUCGUAUGACAUUCGUAUAGUGAAAUAAAAAAUUGGUUUCGUUAUUCUUUUUUUCUCUAUUUAUUCGUACGCAUUUACCGCGUUCUCCUUUUCUCUCGUGAACAUUAUGGAUCGCAAUAAGAGCACGAACGAUGGUGGCAGCUCGCCGGACACGAUGAUCGCGCGUUCCUCGUCGGAGGAGGAGAAGCGGAAGUCGAUCGUGGCCAGCACCUCGGGCGAAUACAUCACCAUGGGUGACAGCAGUUCCAGUCUCGAUACCUUGACUAGCGGCAGCGUCGCGACUCUCUCCGCCAGCGUCAACACGGACGACCGAAAAAGGGGUAAAUUCGACGCGUUCAAGAACAGCUUCCGCGAAGGUAACUUAUUUAAAAUCAAGAAGAAGACACGUGGAACCGACAUCUCCUCCCACUUCGAAGCGAAACAGCAUGACAAAGCUAUUUUUCCUGACUCACGAUUCUCUUCCACUUCAGAAAUAUCUCAGCAGCAUUCGCAACGGCUCGGGGACGAGAAAGAGUCGAAAUUGAUGACCGAUGUGUUUUCGAGCGCGAGCCUGAAGAAAAAGAAAAAGAAAUCGCAUUCGCUGGUGCGUAAGCUGAGCUUGAAUAAAUUUCGCAUGUCCUCGGAACAACAAGAGCCGCGACAUACUCCGGAGGGUGGCAACAGUAGUCGAUCCCAAAGCCAAUCCUCGCAAAACUCGCCCGUUCAUACAUAUAUUCACACUACGAAGAACGACGACGCCUUGAAAAGGGAAAAAGGGACAAAGGAGGAGCUUAAGAAACCAGAAAAGCUACUCGAGAAGACCAUCAGCGUAGUGCAAUGCAAAUCACCGUCGCUGACCAUCGAGAGCAUUGCGGAAACCAUUCAGCAGGACACUAAACGACAUUUACAACAAGAGAAUCAAGAUAACGUCUCACGUUCCGACGAGCGAUGCAGCUCGACGCUUCCGUACGCGUUGUCGAGGUGGCCCGAACGUAGCGAGACGAACGUAGCGAAACUCGCGGAGGGCUCAGCGAUAAGAAGCAGAGUAAAAGCGAAAUACGAUUCCUCGGAUUCCUCGGAAUAUAUGCCUUCGACAUCGUCAUUCGUUCGCCGCAAGCUGUCGCUGCUAGAAGAGAAACGAGCGAUAUUUCAGCAACGCUUCUUUGAUUCGUGGUCCAGGGAUGCGACCCGCUCGGACGAGAUCGUGAUUGACCUUAACAUCCACAACGAUCCAUCGAACACCACCACCAACGAGCUUUUUCAACAGCGCAGGGAAGAAGAAGAAGAAGAAGAAGAAGAAAAGAAAAAAGUGCGGCAUAUCAGCGUAAGAACCUUUGACACUUUCUCCACCUUCGACAACUCCCUCGACGACGAUUUGUCAGAGGAUUACGAUACAGGCAACAAUUAUCGAGAACUCUACUCCGCCAUGGCACCCAUCGACCACCUUGAGUCGUCGUCGAAUAAUGCAUCAAAUCUCGGAGUAAGCGAGAAACGGGAGCACUUGUACAAAAUAUUAGUAAUCGGCGAGCUUGGGGCGGGGAAAACGUCUAUCAUUAAGCGAUACGUGCAUCAAUUCUUCUCUCAACAUUAUCGCGCGACGAUUGGCGUCGACUUCGCGCUCAAAGUACUGAACUGGGAUCCGCACACCAUCAUCAGACUGCAGUUAUGGGAUAUCGCAGGUCAAGAAAGAUUUGGGAACAUGACCAGAGUUUACUACAAAGAAGCCGUAGGUGCUUUCAUAGUAUUCGAUGUAACGAGAAGCGCGACGUUAGAUGCGGUAGUAAAAUGGAAACAGGACCUGGAUUCAAAAGUGCAACUUCCUGACGGAUCGCCUAUACCGUGCGUUCUGCUGGCGAAUAAAUGUGAUCAACAGAAGGAAGGUCUGGUUAAUUCACCUGCCAAGAUGGACGAAUACUGUAAAGAGAAGAACUUCGCUGGUUGGUUCGAAACCUCGGCGAAGGAGAAUAUUAAUAUUGAGGAAGCAGCUAGAUUUCUCGUCAACAAAAUACUUCAAAACGAUCAAGUUAUAAGAGACAACGGCAUCCAAGAUCCAUCGGAUAACGAGAGAUUUGCGUUAAGUCAAUCGCCGACAAAUUCCAAAAAAUCCUGCAGUUGCUGACGAAUAGGCAAAUUCAAAUUCUCGAUUACGAUUUUCCAUUCGUCAACUUCAACGUGUGUUCGUAGAUGCCAUGAAAUAAUCAUAAUUUUUUACGCUUUGCCAUUUAUAACAAGAAGCAUUUACAUAUUUUUCAACGAAAAUAUUUUAAUGUGCGAAAAUUAUUUGAGUUUGCCAAUCCAAAUAAUUUUUUAGAUACAGCAUAAGCCAUAAUUUAAGGAUAAUAAUUAAACACAUUUUUUAACAUUUUUAUAAGCAGUGCUAUAAAAUGCAUAAUAAUAUAAUAUAAUAUAAUAUAAUGACUUUGAUAAAAUUAUCAAUUUUGCAUUUUUUUAAAUUAAUUGAUAUGUGCAUUUAUAUAUAAAAUUAAUUCAAGUACAUUUGUACGUAGCACUGUUUUCUGUUUGUCAAAAAUUUUGUAAAUAACUAUUAUUUAUACAACUGCUUUUAUCGUUAUUAAUAGCAAUAGUUAAGAAUCUUGUGUGUAUUGAGUGGUGAAGAGCAUAUAAUACUAUUUAUUACUCGAGUAAUUAAAUCGAUCACACACAUAUAUACAUAUACGUACUAUGAAUUUGAUAAAAACAGUAAUCUAUGCUUCCUAUUGAUACUUCCAUUACGCUGUUUAUUUUAAUUCAGUUAUCAAAUUCAAUUGUCGACAACAUUGUGCCUUCGUUCGCACAAUUGCAGCAAAUUACACAACUGCAUGAUUAUAAUUAAAACAUCAAAUAACCAUUUUAUACAUAAUACGCGUUUAGACAAAUUUGCUGAUAUAUAUUGUUUAAGCUGAAAUUCCAGAUGACAAAUGAAUAAUAAAAAUCUUUAAUGUAUUGCUUCCCGAGUUGAGAAAAAAAAGAUACAAAGAUAUGUAAUGUUCUUGAUAUAGAUCUACGUACAGAAGUAUAUACGUAUAGUAGUAAGAUGUAUAUCGAGAGAUGCAUAUAUAUAUGUAUACAUUGUAAUCGUACAUUGUAAAUAACUCAGAUUUUACAUUAAUGAUCUUCACUUUUUAAGCGAUGUUCGUAUAUUUACACUUUUAUAUAAUAUGAUUUAUAACGCGACGCGUAUUGUUACUACAAAAAUUGUAGAUAAAUGUGUAUGUUAUACAUGUUACUUUUCCGAAACAUAUAAUGUACCUAAUACACUAUUAGUAUCUAACGAUAAUGAUAGCGAUGCCUGUCUUAUUUUAGCUCUUUUUGUAUAGAUACAAGAUAUAAUUGCAAAAAAAUGUUUAACU